This is a messenger RNA of Colletotrichum destructivum, 2319 nucleotides long. RefSeq names its product Putative methylmalonate-semialdehyde dehydrogenase, aldehyde dehydrogenase, cysteine active. Gene Ontology annotation, molecular function: malonate-semialdehyde dehydrogenase (acetylating, [NAD(P)+]) activity; methylmalonate-semialdehyde dehydrogenase (acylating, NAD+) activity. The record is from RefSeq and is a predicted model, not a curated record. The coding region runs from base 257 to 1981 and encodes 574 amino acids. The transcript has 2 exons. Gene Ontology annotation, cellular component: mitochondrion. NCBI's taxonomy places the organism in Eukaryota, Fungi, Ascomycota, Sordariomycetes, Glomerellales, Glomerellaceae. Gene Ontology annotation, biological process: L-valine catabolic process; thymine catabolic process.
CACAUUCUGGGAGCUCGCCGAGUUCCUGGGGGGAGGACUUUAUAAGGGACUACGAUGUCGCUCUCCUCCGGGCGCCGUCAGUCUCUCUCGGUUGAAAGUGGCUGGUCAUCCAUUAGGUAGUUUGAGACGGAUCGGACAGACCUGCGCAGCGUGUAGCGCUAUUCGUUUCUGAUUGCCCCAAUUGCUCUCCCCGUUGACUCUUCUACACACCUAUUUCCUCUCGCCCCUUUCCUGCUCCUCCUCCCUCUCUUUUACAAUGCGCCGAGCCAUCUCUCGAGGCAUUACUGCCGGAGCUGGCCGAACUUCUGGAGCAUCCCUUGCCCGGCCCUCACUCCUGUCUUCAGCAAAGACCAUGACAUCCUCCAGCUCGUCCGCCUCUGCCGUCGCGGCGAGGAGGAUACACGCCACAGCGCGGCACCUCAACGCCGCCCUGGCCUCGACGGCCGAGUCGUACGUCAAGACGCACGAAAAGAUCGCGAAGCCCGAGGACACCCCUUAUUUCCUCAACAACAAGUUCGUGAGCUCCAGCGCCACCGACUUCAUCGACCUGCACGACCCAGCCACCAAUAACCUCGUCACCCGCGUGCCGCAAAUGACCACCGAGGAGCUGCAGGCCGCCGUCGACUCGGCCGAGAAGGCCUUCCCCGCCUGGCGCGCCAUGAGCGUGCUGGCCCGCCAGCAGAUCAUGUUCAAGUUCGUCGCACUCAUCCGCGAAAACUGGGACCGCCUGGCCGCGAGCAUCACCCUUGAGCAGGGCAAGACGUUUGCCGACGCCAAGGGCGACGUACUUCGCGGCCUGCAGGUUGCCGAGGCCGCCUGCGGUGCGCCCGAGCUGUUGAAGGGCGAGGUGCUGGAGGUCGCUAAGGAUAUGGAGACGAGGAGCUACCGCGAGCCGUUGGGUGUUGUGGCUGCCAUCUGCCCCUUUAACUUCCCUGCCAUGAUCCCCCUCUGGUGCAUCCCCAUCGCGACCGUUACCGGCAACACCCUCAUCCUGAAGCCCUCGGAGCGGGACCCCGGCGCGGCCAUGAUCAUCGCCGAGCUGGCACAGAAGGCCGGCUUCCCCGACGGCGUGGUCAACAUCGUCCACGGCGCCCACAAGACGGUCGACUUCAUCCUCGAGGACCCGGUCAUCAAGGCCGUGAGCUUCGUCGGUGGCAACAAGGCCGGCGAGUACAUCUUCAACAAGGGCUCCGCCCACGGCAAGCGCGUGCAGGCCAACUUGGGCGCCAAGAAUCACGCCGCCGUCCUGCCGGACUGCAACAAGAACCACUUCCUCAACAGCGUCGUCGGCGCAGCAUUCGGCGCCGCCGGACAGCGCUGCAUGGCCCUCAGCACGUUGGUGCUUGUCGGCGAGACCAAGGAGUGGCUCCCCGAGCUGGCCGAGCUGGCCAAGAAGCUCAAGGUCGACGGUGGUUUCGAGGAAGGCGCCGACCUCGGCCCCGUCAUCUCCCCUCACAGCAAGCAGCGUAUCGAGAGUCUGAUCCAGAGCGCCGAGGACGAGGGCGCCACCAUCCUCCUCGACGGGCGCGGUUUCAAGCCCGCCAAGUACCCCAACGGCAACUGGGUUGCUCCCACCAUCAUCACUGAUGUGACGCCCGACAUGAAGUGCUACACGGAGGAGAUCUUUGGGCCCGUCCUGGUCUGCCUCAACGUCGAGACGCUCGACGAGGCCAUCGACCUGAUCAACAAGAACGAGUACGGCAACGGCACGGCUAUCUUCACCCGCUCCGGCGCCACAGCGGAGGCCUUCCGCCGCAACAUUGAGGCCGGCCAGAUCGGCAUCAACGUGCCCAUCCCCGUCCCCUUGCCCAUGUUCUCCUUCACCGGCAACAAAAAGAGUGUUGCCGGCGGCGGCGCAAACACUUUCUACGGGAGACCGGGAAUCAGCUUCUACACACAGGCCAAGACAGUCACCACACUUUGGCAGAGCGCAGACGCGAUUUCGCAAAAGGCCGACGUCGCGAUGCCGACUCACUCAUGAGUAUUGGUGCCGACGUGAUUUGGAAAGGACCGGGCAUCAGUGGUGCGUACCUAGGUCGCAGGAGACAAGUCUAUCAGGGCCUGGGCUUCUAGAGACCCAGUUCAAAGAACUCACCGAACGAAAAAUCUGAGCAUGUAAUCUGGAAUUGGUCGUUUUUUCUUUCUGUUUUUAUGGUGUUCAUCGUAAGUAGGCACGGCGGGCUGAAAAUGACACGGCUUGGCGAGCAAAAUACCGAAAUGUGUAUCGUGACCGCUGAGGCUGCAAAACACUGGGUGGGAUAGCCAACAAAUCAAUCACGCUCAUAAGACUGUUUGACAUGAGACACAAAAUGCAUCUUG